Molecule: messenger RNA, 1081 nt
Organism: Brassica rapa (field mustard)
Lineage: Eukaryota; Viridiplantae; Streptophyta; Magnoliopsida; Brassicales; Brassicaceae
Product: TPR repeat-containing thioredoxin TTL1
Cellular component (GO): chloroplast
Molecular function (GO): protein binding
Source: RefSeq, a predicted model, not a curated record
UUUCCGGUUUACUUAGGCUUCAUUUCUUCCCUCCCAUUUGUCAUCUUAUCUUCAAGUGAGCUAAUCCGUUAGAGACUCAGCGAAAUCGUAAUCAUCGCCGUGAAAAUUCCUCAGCUUCCGCCACCAAUGGCACUAACCCAUAUCGUGAAUCCCAUCAUAUACUCUUCUCCCACUAUCCCCCGGCGCUUCGCGGCGAUCUCGCCACUUAAAACCCUAAACCCCCAAUUUUCCCGCCACACACCUCAACACGCCCACGCACUCUCUCGCAGACUCUUCCUCCCUUCUGUCUCCUCGAUUUGGGAUGCUAUAACUGGAGGCGGAGAUUCGAAUCCUCGUGAAGCCAUCGCAGCGAUUCGAAACGGAAUGCAACUCUUCAGACAGGGUGAUGUUUCUGGAUCGGUGACAGAGUUCGAUAAAGCUAUUGUGUUGGAUUCCCGACAAAAGGCAUAUCUUUGGCAACGUGGGCUUUCUCUUUACUAUAUGGAUAGGUUUGAAGAAGGAGCAAAACAGUUCAGGUUAGAUGUUGCUCAGAACCCAAAUGACACUGAGGAAUCGAUUUGGUGCUUUCUCUGCGAAGCUCGGCUCCACGGUGUUGAUGUUGCACGAAAACAAUUUCUUGAGGUUGGUAGAGAUUCUCGGCCUGUGAUGAGGGAAGCUUAUAACCUAUUCAAGAACGGUGGUGAUCCUGAAAAGUUGGUUAAUGACUUCUUGAGUGGUCAAGCAAGUGAAGUUUUCUACGCUUCAUUAUAUGCAGGGCUCUACUAUGAAGCCGAGGGUAAAUCAGAAAAGGCAAAGUUUCACAUAACAGCGGCUUGUGGAUCUCCAUAUGGGCAGAGGUCUGAUGAUUACAUGGCUUCACUUGCUAAAGUUCACCGCCUUUGUAGAAACUGGAGCUCCGGUUUAGUUUGAAACGGUUUUAGGCUUUUCUUGGAGCCCUCUCGUUUGUAUGUAUUUCUUUAAGGCCCAAUUGUGAAAUAAUAGCCCAAUUAAAAGUUAUCUUUUUUUUUGUCAUCUCGUCUUUGAUAACAAAAUCUCAAUACCCUAAUCAUAUUGUCUGAGCAACGACAAUGUUAUGCAUGGA